Messenger RNA from Nothoprocta perdicaria, 1765 nucleotides. It is a transcript of the gene OTOP3, whose product is annotated as otopetrin 3. Gene Ontology annotation, biological process: proton transmembrane transport. The coding region runs from base 1 to 1710 and encodes 569 amino acids. Lineage: Eukaryota; Metazoa; Chordata; Aves; Tinamiformes; Tinamidae. Gene Ontology annotation, cellular component: membrane. The transcript has 7 exons. The record is from RefSeq and is a predicted model, not a curated record. Gene Ontology annotation, molecular function: proton channel activity.
AUGCUGGCCAACAAAGUCUCAAGACAGAAGCCGUGUCACCACUGCACCCACCAGCACGCUUCAGCCGCGCCCGACCACUCCACGAUCCACUAUGAGAAGUCCUGGCUCUACCGGCACUGCUCCUCGCCGGUGCAGGGGGACAGGCAGUCGCAGAAAGCCGGGCAGCUCUUCUCAGGGCUGCUGGCCAUGAACGUGGUGUUCCUGGGCAGUGCCUUCCUCAGCAGCAUGAUUUUCAACCACGUGGCCAUCACGCUGGCAGACGUCUGGAUCCUGCUCUCCAUCCUCAAGGUCUUGUGCCUCUGCUGGAUCGUCUACUACUUGCUGGGCACCAGCCGGCAGCCGCACGCGGUGCUGCACCGCGACGACCAUGCCGGGCCCAUCUGGCUGAGGGGAUCCCUAUUGCUCUUCGGUGCUUUCAGCGUCCUCCUGAACGUGUUUGAAAUUGGCUACAGCGUCAUUCACAUCCAGUGCAAAUCCCAGGUGCAGAUCGUGUUCCCCUGCAUCGAAAUCCUUUUCGUUGGCACCCAGGCUGUUUUCCUGUGGCAUCACUCUAAGGACUGCAUUCAAGUCCAGCACAACCUCACCAGGUGUGGCCUGAUGCUGACCAUAGCCACCAACCUCCUCCUCUGGCUCUUAGCAGUGACCAACGACUCCAUUCACGAGGAGAUCGAGUCUCAGCUCCGCGACGUGGAGCAGCGAUUCGCAGGUAACGAGACCAUCUUGUGCACGUGCCCAAACACAACUGCCUGCAAGGUCUUCCAGAAAGGCUACAUCCUGCUCUACCCUUUCAGCACUGAGUUCUGCCUUGUUUGCUGCUCCAUGCUUUAUGUCAUGUGGAAGAACGUGGGGAGGCGCAUCAGCCACCACCAUGCCCCUCAUAUUAAGCCCAAAUUCAAGCUCCAGGGGGUGGUCUUUGGACCACUGUUGGGUGCUGCUGCUGUGAUGAUUGGUAUCUGCGUCUUCAUGAUGUACCAGAUCCAAGCCACUGGCUCAGCACCCAACCGCCAGGUCUUCGUCAUGUAUUAUUCCUACUACAUUGUGCUCCUGCCGCUGAUGAGCGCUGCCGCAGUGAUUGGGACAAUCAUCCAUGCCUUGGAGAAGAAGGAUCUGGACACGCUGAAGAACCCAACCCGCAGCCUGGACGUGGUGCUGCUGAUGGGGGCAGCUCUUGGCCAAAUCGGUAUGUCCUACUUCUCCAUUGUUGCCAUUGUGGCCACCAACCCCAGAGACCUGCUGAACAGCCUCAUCCUGUCCUAUUCAGUCCUCCUCAUCUUUCAGCACAUCACCCAGAACGUCUUCAUUAUUGAUGGGCUCCACAGGCAGCCAUUUGUAGAGUCAAUUGAGGCCAGACAUGCUGGACACGCCAGGCAGCACGCAUGGAAUCACGAAGCUCACAACCAGAGACGAGUGAGCGUGCUAGAGCUGGGCCAGGAGAUCCGCAGAGUUUCCCUCUCGUACAUCCAUACCUACUCUCACCUGAGCUGGAAGAGGAAAGCAUUAAGGGAGAUCUCCUUCUUCUUGGUUUUGUGCAAUAUCAUACUGUGGAUCAUGCCCACAUUUGGGGCUCACCCGGUGUUUGAGAACGGACUGGAGAAGUCUUUUUAUGGCUAUUCCACCUGGUUUGCCAUCGUGAACUUCGGCCUCCCUCUGGGCGUGUUCUACCGCAUGCACUCGGUGGGAGGACUCCUGGAGGUCUACGUUACGGCCUGAACUAGGCUGACCGCCCACCCCAAGACCGGGGGAGAAGGAUGAGGCCAAACACAGA